AUGGGUUCUUCUUCUCAAAACUGGUUUGUAGGAUUACUUCUUCUCUUGAGCAUUUUCUUAGAAUUGAGUGCCAUCACUUUUGCUGAUGAGAAGCUUGAAAAGUCAAGGUGGGGUAAUGAUAAUGGAUGCAGAUUUGGUAGGAGAGGUUGUGGUGGACGUGGUGGAUGGGGCGGACGUGGUGGAUGGGGAGGACGCGGCGGACAUGGUCCAGGUGGUGGUAGAGGUGCUGGAGGAGGGUUUGGAGGCGGAUCUGGUGGAGGAGGAGGUCUUGGGGGAGGAGCAGGAGGUGGAAUAGGUGGUGGAGCAGGUGGUGGUGUAGGUGGCGGCAUUGGUGGUGGUGCGGGAACUGGAGGAGGUGUUGGUGGAGGUGGUGGAUUCGGUGGUGGUGGUGGAGGAAGUGUAGGUGGAGGGUCAGGAGGAGGAGGAGGAGGUGGUGGUCUUGGAGGAGGGCCAGGCCAUGGUGGUGGAUUUGGUGCAGGUGGUGGAGUUGGGGGCGGAGGUGCUGGAGGAGUAGGAGGAGGAGGCGGAUUUGGAGGUGGUGGUGGAGGUGGAGUUGGAGGAGGAUCAGGUCAUGGUGGUGGUUUUGGUGCGGGUGGAGGUGUAGGUGGUGGGGCAGGAGGAGGAAAAGGAGGGGGCAUAGGAGGUGGACAUGGUGGAGGAAUUGGAGUUGGAAUUGGAAUUGGUAUAGGAGUCGGUGUUGGUGGCGGUUCCGGACAUGGUGUUGGAGUAGGCAGUGGGUCGGGUAGCGGUGGUGGCG
Capsicum annuum is the source of this 757-nucleotide messenger RNA. Its product is annotated as glycine-rich cell wall structural protein 1-like. The transcript has 2 exons. The record is from RefSeq and is a predicted model, not a curated record. NCBI's taxonomy places the organism in Eukaryota, Viridiplantae, Streptophyta, Magnoliopsida, Solanales, Solanaceae. The annotation marks the transcript as partial.